Dentiscutata erythropus is the source of this 537-nucleotide messenger RNA. The record is from the annotation of a GenBank genome assembly. Lineage: Eukaryota; Fungi; Glomeromycota; Glomeromycetes; Diversisporales; Gigasporaceae.
AUGAGUGAAACUUGCCCAAAUCCUCCUCAUCCAGGUCCCCCUGGUGAAAAGCUACCUGCUGCACAAAGCAUGCUUGAUACUGCGGUUGACGUUUCUCAAAGUUUUGAACCUUUAAAGAAGAUACACGAACAUGUUUGUGCAUUUCACUUUUACAGUCAUCUUAACGAUGACUUUCGUCAAUGUAUUAUUUAUGAUUCUAACGAGCCUGGUGCUAAACUGAUCGCACUUACUGAGGAUGAAAAGAAGUUUUGGCAUUCUCACACUUAUGAGGUGAAGUCUGGAAUGUUAGUCUGUCCUUUCGGAUCUUUGGUUCCAACGGCUGUUGCUGAUAAAGCAGAGGGGAAAGUGAUGGAAAAUUUGAUCAAUACUUACGGCAAGACUUGGCAUUUUUGGCAAGUUGAUCGAGGCGAUCCUUUACCAUUCGGUCCACCUCAACUUAUGAUGGCUUUCACUGAAGAUAAUCAAGUUUCGCCAAAAGCACUUAAAAGUCGUGACGAAAGACUCAAUGUUUCUACUGCGCAUAAAAAAGAAGCGUGA